AUGACGACCGACAUCACGGUGUCCCGCUGGGACCCGUCCGUCCGCAGCGGACAGGAGAUCAUUGACGAGUACGAUGGCGGCAAUUCAUCAUCAAGGCUAUUCGAACGAUCGCGUAUUAAAGCGCUCGCAGACGAACGAGAAAGUGUACAGAAGAAGACCUUUCAGAAAUGGGUGAAUUCUCACCUGGUGCGUGUGGGGUGUCGCAUCAACGAUCUGAAUGUGGAUAUGAGGGAUGGGAAGAUGCUCAUCAAACUACUGGAAGUACUAUCAGGAGAGAGAUUGCCUCGCCCAACAAAAGGCAAGAUGAGAAUCCAUUGCCUUGAGAACGUCGAUAAAGCUUUGCAGUUCCUCCGUGAACAGAGAGUCCACCUCGAGAACAUGGGCUCUCAUGACAUCGUUGAUGGGAACGCCAGACUUAACCUGGGUCUUAUAUGGACCAUCAUAUUGAGAUUCCAGAUCCAAGAUAUUACUAUCGAAGAAACAGACAAUAAGGAGACCAAAUCGGCUAAAGACGCGCUGUUACUGUGGUGUCAAAUGAAGACGGCCGGUUAUAACAACGUGAAUGUUCGUAACUUCACCACGUCCUGGCGCGACGGACUCGCCUUCAACGCCAUCAUACACAAACACAGACCCGAGCUCAUACAGUUUGAAAAGCUGCACAGGAGCAAUCACAUACAUAAUCUGAACAACGCUUUUAAUGUCGCUGAGGAAAAACUCGGACUGACCAAGCUUUUGGAUGCUGAAGAUAUCGCGGUUGAGCAUCCAGAUGAGAGGUCCAUCAUUACGUACGUGGUGACAUACUACCACUACUUCAGUAAGCUGAAACAGGAGACGGUGCAAGGGAAACGUAUUGGAAAAGUGGUGGGGAUAGCCAUGGAGAACGAAAAAAUGGUGCAGGAGUAUGAAUCUUUGACUAGUGAUCUUCUCCAAUGGAUCGAGCGUACUAUCGAAGCUCUUGGUGACAGAACAUUCGCAAACUCUCUGGAGGGAGUUCGUCAACAACUCAUACAGUUCGCUAAUUAUCGUACUGUCGAAAAACCACCCAAGUUCGUAGAGAAGGGUAACUUGGAGGUAUUGCUAUUCACACUCCAGUCUCGUAUGCGAGCCGCCAAUCAGAAGCCUUACACUCCUCGCGAGGGACGAAUGAUACAUGAUAUAAACAGGGCCUGGGAAAGACUUGAAAAGGCUGAACAUGAAAGAGAAUUGGCGUUGCGAGAGGAACUCAUACGACAGGAGAAGCUCGAACAACUGGCCGCCAGAUUCAACCGUAAGGCCCAAAUGCGUGAGACAUGGUUGUCUGAGAAUCAACGUCUUGUGAGUCAAGAUAACUUCGGUUUCGACCUAGCGGCUGUGGAGGCGGCCGCUAAGAAACAUGAAGCUAUUGAAACAGACAUCUUCGCUUAUGAAGAGAGGGUACAGGCUGUAGUGGCUGUGUGCUCUGAACUACAAGCUGAGAGAUAUCAUGAUAUGGAACGUGUUUGCGCUCGUCGUGAUAACGUGCUCCGCUUGUGGGCUUAUCUGCUGGAACUGCUGCGGGCGAGGCGCGCCAGGCUCGAGCUGUCUCUACAGCUGCAACAGAACUUCCAGGAGAUGCUAUACAUCCUGGACUCCAUGGAAGAAAUCAAGAUGCGUCUGUUGACUGACGACUACGGGAAACAUCUCAUGGGAGUAGAGGACCUGUUGCAGAAACACGCUCUGGUCGAAGCUGACAUAAAUGUACUAGGGGAACGAGUCAAGGUGGUUGUCGGUCAAUCCCAGCGCUUCCUGGAACAAGAGGAAGGCGGUUACCGUCCCUGCGACCCCGCUAUCACUGUGGAGCGGAUACAACAACUGGAGAACGCGUACGCUGAGCUCGUACAUCUGGCUGUGGAACGCAGGAAGCGUCUAGAAGACAGUCGUAAACUGUGGCAGUUCUACUGGGAUAUGGCUGAUGAAGAGAACUGGAUUAAGGAGAAGGAACAGAUUGUGUCUGUUGAUGACAUCGGACAUGACCUAUCAACUGUGUAUCUGUUGGUGUCCAAACACAAAGCGCUUCAAGCGGACGUCGAGGCUCAUGAGUUGCAGCUAAUGGAUGCAGCCGCUGUAGGAGAUGAAUUGGUUGGUCAGGGACAUUUCGGAGCCGCUCGUAUACAGGAACGUCUGCGAGAUAUUCUGUCUCAAUGGAACCACCUCCUGGACGUGGUACAUCUCCGUAAGAACCGUUUGGACGCAGCCGUACGCUAUCACCAACUGUUCGCUGACGCUGACGACAUCGACUUCUGGAUGUUGGAUACUCUCAGGCUCGUCUCGUCUGAGGAUACCGGUGUAGAUGAAGCUCAAGUCCAGAGUCUGUUGAAGAAACACAAGGACGUUACUGACGAACUGAAACAUUACGCCAACGUUAUACAACAACUGAAACAACAGGCGGCCGAGCUAAGUCCCGAGGAUGCUAACAGCACGGAAGUCCAAGAGCGUCUGGCUGCUAUAGACUCGCGACACGGCGAGCUGGCGGAGAUCGCUCGUCUGCGCAAGCAGCGCUUGUUAGACGCGCUGUCGCUGUUCAAGCUGUUGGCUGAGGCUGACGCUGCGGACCAAUGGAUCGCGGAGAAGGAUCGCAUGUUGGAUACUAUGCUGCCACCCAAAGAUAUUGACGACGUGGAGAUUAUGAAACAUAGGUAUGACGGUUUCGACAAGGAGAUGAACGCGAACGCUAGCCGCGUGGCUGUAGUGAACCAGCUGGCUCGACAACUGGUACACGUAGAACAUCCGCAGGCGCCGCGCAUACAGGACAGGCAGCAGGCGCUCAACGCGGCCUGGAGCGCGCUACGGGAGAAGGCCGAAGCUAAGAAGGACGAUUUGAAAUCAGCGCAAGGCGUGCAAACAUUCUACAUCGAAUGCCGUGAGACUGUGUCGUGGAUCGAAGACAAGAAACGUAUUCUACAACAGACGGACAACUUGGAGAUGGACCUCAAUGGUGUAAUGACCCUCCAGCGUCGCUUGUCUGGUAUGGAGCGUGAUCUGGCCGCCAUUCAGGCUCGCAUCGCCUCCCUUGAGAGCGAGGCUUCAGCUAUAGAGAAUGAACAUCCGGAGGAAGCUCGCCUUAUCAGAGACAGAGUACACGCUAUCACUGACAACUGGGAAGACCUCACGCAGAUGCUGAAAGAGCGUGAUUCUAAGCUGGAAGAAGCAGGUGACCUGCAUCGCUUCCUGCGCUCUGUGGAUCACUUCCAAGCCUGGCUGACCAAGACACAGACCGAUGUUGCUUCAGAAGAUAUACCAGCAAGCUUGCCAGAAGCGGAGAAGCUCUUGUCACAGCAUCAGACCAUCAAGGAAGAGAUCGACAAUUACAAGGACGAAUACGCCAAGAUGAUGGAGUAUGGAGAGAAAAUUACAGCCGAACCUUCGACCCAGGACGAUCCUCAGUAUAUGUUCCUUCGCGAGCGUCUGAAGGCUCUCCGCGAGGGCUGGGCCGAGUUACAGCAGAUGUGGGAGAACAGACAGCAGCUGCUGACACAGUCCCUGGAACUACAGCUGUUACAGAGAGACGCAAGACAGGCGGAGGUGUUACUCGCACACCAAGAGCAUAGGCUGGCUAAGACUGAACCGCCAGCUAACCUCGAACAAGCUGAAAAUAUGAUCAAAGAGAACGAAGCAUUCCUCACUACUAUGGAGGCGAACGAUGACAAGAUAAACUCAGUGGUUCAGUUCGCUAACAGACUCGUUGAAGAGAGGCACUUCGAUGCUGACAAGAUACAACGCAAGGCGGAGAGCAUUCGCUCGAGACGCGAUGCUAACAAGGAGAAGGCUCUACAGCAGAUGGAGAAACUACAAGACCAACUGCAACUACACCAGUUCCUGCAGGACUGUGACGAGCUAGGAGAAUGGGUGCAGGAGAAGAACGUGACCGCGCAGGACGACACGUACCGCUCCGCCAAGACCAUCCACUCUAAGUGGACCCGCCAUCAAGCCUUCGAAGCGGAGAUCGCCGCCAACAAGGAACGCCUCUUCGCCGUGCAGAACGCGGCCGAGGAACUCAUGAAACAGAAACCCGAAUUCGUCGAAGUGAUAUCACCAAAAAUGCACGAACUACAAGAUCAGUUCGAGAAUCUGCAGACGACUACGAAAGAGAAGGGCGAGCGGCUGUUCGACGCGAACCGAGAAGUACUCCUACACCAGACAUGCGACGACAUCGACUCGUGGAUGAACGAGCUGGAGAAACAGAUCGAGAACACGGACACAGGCACUGAUCUGGCAUCUGUCAACAUUCUGAUGCAGAAGCAACAGAUGAUCGAGACUCAGAUGGCCGUCAAGGCGAAGCAGGUGACGGAGUUGGAGACGCAGGCCGAGUACCUGCAGAAGACCGUCCCCGACAAGAUGGAGGAGAUCAAGGAGAAGAAGAAGUCCGUGGAGCAGAGGUUCGAACAGCUCAAGGCGCCGCUACUGGACCGACAGAGGCAGCUCGCCAAGAAGAAAGAAGCCUUCCAGUUCCGACGAGACGUAGAGGAUGAAAAACUGUGGAUCCACGAGAAACUACCGGUCGCUAGCAACACAGACUACGGUAACUCACUGUUCAACGUACAGAUGCUACAGAAGAAGAACCAGUCGCUGAAGACGGAGACAGACAACCACGAGCCAAGGAUACUCACCGUCAUCUCCAAUGGACAGAAAUUGAUCGACGAGGGUCACGAGGACGCACCCGAAUUUAAAAGUCGUAUUGAAGAACUCACCGCUCGUUGGCGAGAACUUAAAGAUGCCAUCGAACAACGUAAAAACAAUCUGUCCCAAUGGGAGAAGGCUCAACAAUAUCUGUUCGACGCGAACGAAGCUGAGGCGUGGAUGAGCGAACAGGAGUUGUAUAUGAUGGUCGAGGAUAGAGGCAAGGACGAGAUAUCAGCUCAGAACCUGAUGAAGAAACACGAGAUACUGGAACAAGCUGUGGACGACUACGCACAGACCAUCAGGCAACUGGGAGAAACUGUACGACAACUGACUAGUGAGGAACAUCCGCUAAGUGAGCAAAUCUCCGUGAAGCAAUCUCAAGUGGACAAGCUGUACGCGGGUCUAAAGGACUUGGCUGGCGAGCGUCGCGCCAAGCUGGAUGAAGCUUUACGGCUCUUCCAGCUAUCGAGGGAGGUCGAUGACCUUGAACAAUGGAUCACAGAGAGAGAACUGGUCGCCAGCUCACAGGAACUCGGACAGGACUACGAUCAUGUCACGUUGCUUUGGGAGAGAUUCAAGGAGUUCGCUCGUGAGACUCAAAGCGUUGGUUCAGAGAGAGUCGGGACAGCGGAGAGGAUCGCUGACCAGAUGAUCUUCAUGGGACACUCAGACAACGCUACCAUCGCUCAGUGGAAGGAAAGUUUGAGAGAGACUUGGCAGGACCUGCUGGAACUCAUUGAUACGAGGACACAGAUGUUGGCCGCGUCCCGUGAGUUACACAAGUACUUCCACGACUGCAAGGACACUCUCCAGCGUGUGAACGAGAAGGCGCGCGGAGUGAGCGAGGAGCUGGGACGGGACGCUAUCAGUGUUAGCGCGCUGCAGAGGAAACAUCACAACUUCAUGCAGGACCUUAGCACUCUACAGCAGCAGGUUGAAGCCAUAGAAUCCGAAUGCAGCCGUCUCGGAGCGUCAUACGCGGGCGAGAAGGCGGCGGAGAUCACCCGCCGCGCCGGCGAGGUGGUGGAGGCGUGGCGGGCGCUGCAGGCGGCGUGCGGCGCGCGGAGGGAGAAGCUGGAGGACGCGGACCAGCUGUACCGGUUCAUCAGCAUGGUGCGCGACCUCACGCUGUGGAUGGACGACGUGGUGCGCUCCAUGAACACCGGGGAGAAGCCGCGUGACGUGAGCGGCGUGGAGCUCCUGAUGAACAACCACCAGUCGUUGAAGGCGGAGAUCGAGACCCGCGAGGACAAGUUCACGGCCUGCAUCAGCCUGGGCCGGGAGCUGCUCGCGCGGCAACACUACGCCUCGCCCGACAUACGGGACAAGCUGCUGCAGCUGACCAACCAGAGGAACGCGCUGCUGAGGAGGUGGGAGGAGCGCUGGGAGAACCUGCAGCUCAUUCUCGAGGUGUAUCAAUUCGCCCGCGACGCGGCGGUGGCGGAGGCCUGGCUCAUCGCUCAGGAGCCCUACCUCAUGUCGCAAGAGCUGGGACACACUAUCGACGAAGUGGAGAGCCUCAUUAAGAAACACGAAGCCUUCGAAAAAUCCGCUGCCGCUCAAGAAGAUCGCUUCUCAGCUCUACAGAGACUUACCACCCUUGAAACGAAAGCGGGAACUCUAUGGCCUAAAGAAAAGCCAUGGGAAACGUGCGACGAAUCCUCUUUUAUUUAUGAACCUCCCACGAGCGAUAAGAUAAAAAGUCGCCCUCCAGAUUUAAAAAUCACAAACGACCGCCCUGUCGGGGAAAUAGUAUGCGAAAUAGUUCACACGAAUGAUAAAUAUAAACUACCAGAGAAAUAUAUAUCGAAGCGAGUAAAUGACAACCAAACCAAGCCGGCGACCAAAAACGAUUCAUACCUAUGGACGGUUGUUAAGAACAGUUUAUCAACUAUAUCUGAAGACAGCACUCCGCAAAGAUCACCGCUAAAGACACCUCUAUCACCAGAGAUAUACAGUUCAAUAUUCUUUGAAUAUAAUUAUGAGAAUGAGAAAAGUGAUGAUAGAUUGGCCUGCAUCGAUUUAAUACUAUGGGAGAGACUAUCCUAUUUGGGAGUAUAUCCAAACGUAUCGCUAUUAAGACGACGCAGUACUUCGUCUUCCAAAUCCGGUAGUAGGAAGAGUCUUUGGAAGAGAUUGUCAUGGAAAAGGAAGUCUUAUGAAGGAGAUAAUAGUAGCGAAAUUGCCGUGCUGUCGCUACCAGGAUUCACGAGCAGCACGAGAGCGGUCAAUGAUCUGGGAAACGAAAUUAAAUCGAUACCAUUAACAUCUUCAUUGCUUUUACUAUCACAAACACGCAGCCUUUUGUUCCCUGAAGGUGACUGGUACUAUAACUAUAUGGAUAGUUUCGAGGUGAAGGAGAUGAAGCGUCGCCAGGAGGCGGCAGAGGCUGCGGAGAGAGAGAGGAGGGAGAGGGAGGCGGAGGAGGCGGCGCGGGACACGCUGGACGCGGCACAGGAACAGGAACAGGAACCGGAAGUCGUAAGGAGAACGUCCACUAAAGCGGCUGAGAAAUCACAAGAGCGACCGCAUUCCCAGCCAGAUUCCCCCACUCCCGCCACCCUGACUCCGCCCUCGCCCGCAAAGGUCGAUGACCCCCGACCCGCGCAGAAACAGACCCCAGCGAAACCCGCCAGGCUCUCCACAGCCGGAACCAGCUCGACUCCAGUGACGCCGUCUACUUCCGGUAAGGUGAAGACGCGAUCUCGAAGCAAGUCGCCGUUCAGAAGCUUCCGUUGGAGAACGGCCAAGAAACUUCUGACAGGAGCUCAUCACAGCGACGACGAAGAGGGCGUAAGUCCCGCAGGGGAGGACGAAGGCGUCGAAGGAACGUUGGUUCGUAAGCACGAGUGGGAAUCAGCAGCCAAGCGAGCCUCCAACAGAUCGUGGGACAAACUGUACGUGGUCGCCAAGGACGGUCGCAUGGCGUUCUACAAGGAUGUGAAGUCAUACAAGGCAGCGCCGGAACAACAUUACCGCGGGGAGGCGCCGCUAGACCUGAACGGAGCAGUGGUAGAGGUCGCUGCCAACUACACUAAGAAGAAACACGUCUUCCGUCUCAGACUUAGCAGCGGCGCGGAGUUCCUUCUUCAGGCUCACGAUGAAGCGGACAUGUCCUCGUGGCUCGAGGCGUUGAGAGCAAGAGCCGCCGCGCCCGCGCCUCGCUCACACACACUGCCCGCACACACCGCGCACGAACCCAAGAGGAGGUCCUUCUUCACGCUCAAGAAGAACUAA
This is a messenger RNA of Danaus chrysippus (African queen), 7875 nucleotides long. The record is from the annotation of a GenBank genome assembly. NCBI's taxonomy places the organism in Eukaryota, Metazoa, Arthropoda, Insecta, Lepidoptera, Nymphalidae.